AUGGUGGCAGAUGCGGAAGAGCCUCAACGACGUGAUCAUGUCGAUUCAGUCUCUGAUGCCGCCAAAAGUCCACUGCUACGAAUGCACUUUCGAACCAAACUACAGUCGCUGGCAACAUCAGAUGGCCGGCUUCAGUAUACUAAGUGGCUCGAAUUUGCUCUUGCGGACAGCGAAAUGGCUCAAUUGAUGGAGUGGGAGAUGAUCAAUCGUCGCUCCGGAGGAACUCUCCGCUUGAAAACCCGCUCUGUGAGCUUUUGGGGUGUGACCCCGGUUCAACCAGCACUGAGCAGGGCGUCCUCGGACUCAACACUACAACUGCAGCAACAACAUUCUUCAAAAAGAGAGUCCAACAACUUCGGAGUCGAAUCUGCACCAUUUCUGAAGAAAUCAGCUUUGGUGACGGAGCAAGGUCUUGUGGGACGACGGCACGUUACUCUUCUCUCGAGAAAGAUGAGCAAAAAGUUUAAGGCAUGUUGGCCACCUGAUGAAGCGGAUCCAUUGGUCCGAAACCCUUUCAAAGAGCCUCCCGAGGCGGCUAGCUCCGGGGGUCCGUACGUGUUUUGGUGUCAAUGCACAGUAAGUUGA
This is a messenger RNA of Phytophthora infestans T30-4, 585 nucleotides long. RefSeq lists its product as uncharacterized. Bases 1 to 585 code for a protein of 194 amino acids. The record is from RefSeq and is a predicted model, not a curated record. NCBI's taxonomy places the organism in Eukaryota, Oomycota, Peronosporomycetes, Peronosporales, Peronosporaceae. The transcript is spliced from 2 exons.